AUGAUAAUAAGUAGCUCUGUGGAUAUUGUCAUUAUGUUUCUGACUUUUUUGAUGCCAAUGGCAAUGGAUGAUGAAUCUUAUGGAGAGUUCCGCCAAUCAGUUGGACCCAUUCUAACCAUCAACUGUACAUUUUUCUACGAGCACCCUUUGUAUCUAACUCUGCUCAUGAGUAUCCAGAGGAUUUACGCAGUGUUCCAACCGUUCAAUAGACAUUUCACAACUGGAAAGUUAUGGAUUUAUUGUGCAGUUAUGGCGGUUUUCUCCUGGAUAUCCCUGCUAAUCCCAUAUUUCUCUGAUUGUCCCGUGAAUAUCAACCAGAGAACUUUUAGUUUUGCCGUCGAGUGCCCACAACGUCACCCGGCACCUCUAACACCUCUACAACUCGCCCAGUCUUCCAACGGUCCCGUCAGAGACAGAGCUUUGAAAAGAUGCUCCUAUUCCAGUCAAUCUCCACCACAGCCUUUUUGCUACUCUAUGAAGUUAGCAGCUUUUUCAUCAGGAACUUUACAGCAGAAUACAUGUCGCUGUCUGAAGACUUGCGACGAUGGAUAUUCUACAUACGGUUGA
Molecule: messenger RNA, 567 nt
Organism: Caenorhabditis remanei
Lineage: Eukaryota; Metazoa; Nematoda; Chromadorea; Rhabditida; Rhabditidae
Exons: 5
Coding region: 1-567 (188 amino acids)
Source: RefSeq, a predicted model, not a curated record